CAUUUUCCUCGCUUUUCCAAUCACUUGCAUUUUCUGAAAGCUUCUCUCCUCUAGAGUCUAGACCUCUAGUGUUCCAUUCUCCAGCCCCAUCUCCAUGAUCGUCGCCCAAACUUCAGUCCCGGCGCAUAAAAAUGAAACCCUAAAUCCUGCGUUGUGUGGAAUGCAGCGUUCCUUAAUCUGAUCAAAUGCCCAUAGCCUUCUACUUAACAUCCAAGUUUCUCCUCUAUUGGAUCGCAGCAGAGAGCCGAUUGGUUUGCAACUCUGUUGGCGCGGAAUACGGCGGCAGCCUCCGUCAGCAGUGAUCGAAAACAGGUGGAUUCCUGUUUCUUCUUUCUAUUCUUUCUCAAUUUUUGUAUCUGAUCCCGUGAUCCCGUGAUCCCUUUUCCAUUUUUAGGGUAGAACUGAAUUGAUCAAAUAGACAAGCGAUGAGCAUUCAUUGUACUUGCUGCGAGUUGGGGAAAAUGGGAAAUAGGCACAGUGGGGAAGAAGAUACCAGCAGUGCUGACAGGUUAAGCCAUCUUCCAGAACCGAUUCUUCAUCACAUCCUUUCGUUCCUCGACACCAAAUCCGUGGUUCAGACCUCGGUUUUGUCUCGGGCAUGGAACCGCUUGUGGAAACAUGUCCCUGUCCUUGAUCUACGCCGCCUUUCCUUCCAGGAGUAUGCGAGUUUCCAAUGGUUUGUGUAUAUGGUUUUGGACCUCCGGUAUCCUCUUAGUCUCCACAGGCUGAGCUACAGGGACAACUACGAGUGGUAUAAGCAGAGCGGCGAGGAAAGUGAGACGUUUAUCUCGGAGUUUCGAGAUGUCGCUAUGUGCAUCGAGGUCAUCCAAUAUGCUUUAUACUAUGAUAUUGAAGAUUUACUGAUUGACCUGGACAAUGAAUACAAGGACAUCUAUCAGGGUGACAAGUUUACGGAUUUGUUCGGCACGAUCUCGAACUGCAACCUCAAAACUCUAGAGCUAACAUACGUCUGCAUCAAUGACGGUCUUGGAUCUUGUGGUUUCGGAGUGCUGACAACUUUAAACUUGCGACAUUGCUCUUUGGCUUCUGAUCAAUACGUUGACUUCUUUUCUAACUUCCCCUCUCUGAAGCAUUUAGCCAUGAGUGUUUGCCAACCUUGGGACUACUCAAACUCUAUCGAGGAUGAUAGGGGUCUUAAGAUAUCUGGACCCCAAUUGCUUAGCCUGCAAUUGAAUUAUAUGGUGUGUUACAAGAUGGAAAUAUUUGCACCGAGACUCAAAUUCUUCAGUAUUGUGCAUGACUUGAACUCCCUGGUAUCCAUCAAGUUAAGCUUUCCUUCCCUCUAUCAUGCUGCCAUCGCGGUCGAGGAUUGGGCCAAUUUCACGAAAGACAACAAGGAAUUGGGGGCACAACGCUUCAUCUCUUUGUUCCGAGGUUUGAAUAACGCAUCUUAUCUCAGCCUGGAUUUUGUCACCGUCAGGGCGCUGGGUAAAGUUACCGAGUUUCUGGAAGGAGAAAAAUCCUCUCCCUUUACGAAAUUGAAGUCCUUGAUCUUGAAGACUAUUGGAGGACGAGACAAAGUACCCGAUGAACUGGUCAAUUACUUUCUUAAAGGGCCAUCUAGUAUGAACCCAAAUGUUGAGUGUAUCUGGCCCUGCCGUGAACCAUUUUGCCAUGGUUGCUGAUUGUGGUACGCAAAUCGGUUGACUUUCUUUAUUAGCAGAUCAUUUGCCAGUAGGCAGUAGGUGAAUUUCGCAAGUAACUCACAAGAGCUACUCAAAUUGUUUUGACUGAUAUAUAUACCAUUGUAUGGGGCCGGCGACAUUGUUGGUCGUCAAAUAAAUCUGAGUUUGAGGGACUCACCUUUCCCGCUUAAUUGAGAUUUAUUAAGACAGUACUUCAGCUGGAAUGGUCUCUCUGAAUAGUUUCUUUUGGAUGACAUUAUGUUAGGUCGCUUACUGGUCUAGAAACGGCAGAUUGAAUGCUUGGAUGGUGGAAAUGUACUGAUGGAAUACCACUUGAUUGGUUAUGUGUUUCCCUUGUUUUACUGCUUCUAAGUUCUAACAACUCUUAUGGAGCUUCGUAGUAGACUCUGGUUAACUGUCAAGUGUACAGCAACGCUGAUGAAUCUUGAGCAUGUGCGCGAAGUUGGAGAAUGUUGCUUGCCGUGCAUGUAAUAGCUUGUUUUUGCCUAAGUUACAGACUUAUGAUGCCAUGUGAGCUGUCUUCUCAAACUGAUGGUGUCUGGCCAAACUUUUUACUUGUUGCAUUAGCUAUAAAUCUAGCUGCAGUUUUUUAGUUUUUACACCUUGAGAUGAUAUUCAUAUUAUUGUGAUAGGCAACUUAUUGUUCUAGCAAUAGCAGAUUGAAUGCCUGAAACGUGGAUAUGUUCUAGUUAUCGAGUCUGACUACGAACCAUAGAAACUUCCUCUCGCGGCUGUUGGGGCUUGUGCUGUGUGUUAUGGCGCCUGCUAAACUGCACUCUGGGCUGAGGUUAUCAGAGCAAUAUGAAUUGAAUGAGCCAUGUGCUGCUUCUCUGUUCGAGAAACGGAAAACUAGGAAGCAAUUUUUGGAUUUGGCGGGUGUUGAUAGUUGGUGAAUAAAAAAAGAACCGAGUG
Molecule: messenger RNA, 2579 nt
Organism: Linum trigynum
Lineage: Eukaryota; Viridiplantae; Streptophyta; Magnoliopsida; Malpighiales; Linaceae
Source: the annotation of a GenBank genome assembly